This is a messenger RNA of Dendrobium catenatum, 3333 nucleotides long. Its product is annotated as leucine-rich repeat receptor-like serine/threonine-protein kinase BAM1. NCBI's taxonomy places the organism in Eukaryota, Viridiplantae, Streptophyta, Magnoliopsida, Asparagales, Orchidaceae. Bases 92 to 3079 code for a protein of 995 amino acids. The transcript has 2 exons. Gene Ontology annotation, molecular function: protein kinase activity; receptor serine/threonine kinase binding; ATP binding. Gene Ontology annotation, biological process: protein phosphorylation. The record is from RefSeq and is a predicted model, not a curated record.
UUCCUUCUCCAGAGCUGCAGAGACUGCCUCGUUCGCUCACACUGCUCUGUUAUAGAGAGAGAGAGAGAGAGACAGUGCAUCAGCAGCAGCAAUGUGGUUUCCAUUGCUUUUAACAAUCUUGGCAUGUUUCCUCCGCCAGGCUACGGCGGCCGAUAUCUCGCCGGAGAAGCUGGCGCUCCUCACUUUGAAGUCCUCUGUUUCAGAUCCUUCCAGUUCCCUUGCAAGCUGGAACCAAUCAUCCUUUCACUGCGUUUGGAUCGGCGUCGGCUGCGACGAGCAAGGUCGAGUCAUCUCCCUUGACUUGACCGGCAUGAACCUUUCCGGCAUUCUAUCCCCCGCCGUAGGGCAGCUCCACGACCUCCUCAAUUUUUCUGCCGCCGUCAACUCUUUCUCUGGCCCUAUCCCGCCGGAGAUCUCGCUCGCUUCUAAUCUCCGGUAUCUAAACCUCUCUAACAACAUCUUCAAUGGCAGCUUCCCGUCCACACUGUCACGCCUCAAGAAUCUUCGAGUACUCGAUUUCUACAACAAUAAUCUAACUGGUAUCCUCCCACACGAGGUCACCGAGCUCCACAACCUUCGCCAUCUACACCUUGGUGGUAAUUUCUUUUCCGGUGUCAUUCCGCCGCAGUAUGGAGGGUGGGAGUUUCUGGAGUAUCUUGCCGUGUCCGGCAACGAGCUCGGCGGCCGGAUCCCGCCGGAUAUCGGGAAGCUCAAGCGGUUACAGCAGUUAUACCUUGGCUAUUUCAACAGCUACGAGGGGGGUAUCCCGCCGGAAAUCGGGAAUCUCACGAACCUCGUUCGACUGGACAUGGCUAACUGCGGCCUUUCCGGCGAGAUUCCAUCCGAGUUUGGCAACUUAGUGAACCUUGAUACUCUUUUCCUGCAGGUUAAUGGCCUCUCCGGCGAGCUACCGGCGGAGCUCGGCCUGCUUCGGAGCCUCAAAUCGAUGGAUCUUUCGAACAACGCAUUCACGGGGGAGAUACCUAAGUCGUUCGCCGAACUUAGGAACCUCACGUUAUUGAAUCUAUUUCGGAACAACCUCUACGGAGCCAUUCCAGACUUUAUCGGCGAUUUGCCGGAGCUGGAGGUGCUCCAGCUCUGGGAGAACAACUUCACCGGAAGCAUUCCUAGGCUGCUCGGCCGGAACGGCCGCCUCCUACUUCUUGAUCUAUCUACAAACAAGCUCAACGGCAAUCUUCCUCCUGAUCUGUGCUUCGGAAACAAACUGCAGACGCUAAUCGCGCUCGGAAACUUCCUUUUUGGCCCGAUUCCGGAAUCUCUCGGCCAUUGCUUGUCUCUGAGCCGAAUCCGUAUGGGAGAUAACUAUCUCAAUGGAUCCAUUCCCAGUGGACUUUUCGGCCUUCCGGAUCUCGCACAGGUUGAGCUCCAGGACAACCUUCUCACUGGCGCGUUCCCGGAGACGGGGAGUUUACACAUCUCGCCAAACCUCGGACAGAUUAGCCUCUCUAACAAUCGUCUAUUCGGUCCUCUCCCGCCCUCGAUCGGUAAUUUUUCUGGUAUACAGAAGCUUCUUUUAAACCAAAACUUCUUUUUCGGCGGCAUCCCGCCGGACAUCGGCCGGCUGCAGCAGCUCUCCAAGAUGGAUUUCAGCGGAAACGGCUUCUCCGGCCGUAUUCCGCCAGAGAUCAGCAAUUGCAAGCUCCUCUCAUUUAUUGAUCUCAGCCGAAAUAACCUCUCUGGAGAGGUCCCAGCGGAGAUCACCAGGAUGCGUAUCUUGAAUUACCUUAAUCUUUCAAGAAACCACUUGGAAGGCAGCAUUCCAUCUUCCAUUUCCACAAUGCAAAGCCUAACAGCUGUUGAUUUCUCUUACAAUAAUCUCUCUGGUCUCGUUCCUGCUACCGGCCAGUUCAGCUACUUCAACGCCACAUCCUUCAUGGGCAAUCCGGAUCUUUGCGGCCCUUAUCUCGGCCCAUGCCACUCCGGUGCUGCGGCAAAUGGAGGCUCCGGCCACACCCAUGGCCUAUCCUCGUCCUCCAAGCUAAUCUUAGUGAUAGGCCUUCUGUUAUGUUCCAUCGUCUUCGCCAUAGUUGCAAUCUUAAAAGCCCGGUCUUUAAAGAAGGCAAGUGAAGCCCGGGCAUGGAAGCUCACCACCUUCCAGCGCUUGGACUUCACCUGCGACGACGUGCUGGAUUGUCUCAAGGAGGAAAACAUCAUCGGAAAAGGCUGUGCAGGCAUUGUGUACAAAGGCAGCAUUCCAAGCGGAGAGCAAGUGGCUGUGAAGCGUCUGCCCGUGAUGAGCAGGGGAGCUGCGCACGACCAUGGCUUCUCCGCUGAGAUUCAAACACUUGGUCGAAUCCGACACCGACACAUUGUGAGAUUGCUAGGUUUCUGCUCAAACCAUGAAACUAAUCUUCUUGUAUACGAGUAUAUGCCCAAUGGUAGCCUUGGAGAGGUUCUUCAUGGGAAGAAAGGUGGCCACUUGCUCUGGGAUCUUCGGUAUAAGAUAGCUGUGGAAGCAGCUAAAGGUCUCAGCUAUCUCCACCACGAUUGUUCUCCUCUGAUCAUUCACCGCGAUGUCAAAUCAAAUAAUAUACUACUUGAUUCCAAUUUUGAAGCCCAUGUUGCUGAUUUCGGCCUGGCUAAGUUCCUUCAGGAUUCCGGCACCUCCGAAUGCAUGUCUGCCAUUGCCGGCUCUUAUGGCUACAUAGCCCCAGAGUACGCAUACACACUGAAAGUGGACGAGAAGAGCGAUGUGUACAGCUUUGGUGUGGUUCUACUUGAGUUAGUAACUGGUAGAAAACCAGUCGGGGAAUUCGGCGAUGGCGUCGACAUUGUACAGUGGGUUAGGAAGGUGACAGACUCGAACAAAGAUGGGGUGAUCAAGAUUCUGGACCCAAGGCUUCCUACAGUUUCCAUGCAGGAAGCAAUGCAUGUAUUCUAUGUCGCAAUGCUCUGCGUUGCCGAGCAGAGCGUCGAACGUCCGACGAUGAGGGAGGUCGUUCAAAUCCUCACGGAUGUGCCGAGCCCUCCAUUGAAGCCUGGGGAGGAGUCCUCAAACAGUUCGACCAGCGAUCCGCCGACGGCCGAUGAAGCAAAGGGUUAUCUGCUAAGCGUUUGAAUAAAAGCCUCUGUAGAUCUUUGUACAGGGGGAGCGAGGGAGAAUUGGUUGGUUUUGGGGGUCUUAAGAAUUAGGUGGUUUGAUAUUGGGUAGUGCAGUAGUAGUUAAUUUCAUAUGUGAAAUUAGAAGUGGUGGGGGGUCAACAUGUCAGGUGCUGGAAGUUUUUGGCUUAUUUGUCAUGUGCAUCAUUUAUGAAAGUUGGUGCCUUGUUUUUAUGAUCUUUAGUUAACAGAAAGCUUUAAAUAUAUUUGGUU